This is a messenger RNA of Mercenaria mercenaria, 10252 nucleotides long. RefSeq names its product retinoic acid receptor gamma-like. Gene Ontology annotation, cellular component: nucleus; transcription regulator complex. Gene Ontology annotation, molecular function: nuclear receptor activity; nuclear glucocorticoid receptor binding; RNA polymerase II cis-regulatory region sequence-specific DNA binding. Gene Ontology annotation, biological process: cellular response to corticotropin-releasing hormone stimulus; regulation of transcription by RNA polymerase II. Lineage: Eukaryota; Metazoa; Mollusca; Bivalvia; Venerida; Veneridae. The record is from RefSeq and is a predicted model, not a curated record. The transcript is spliced from 14 exons. Bases 1458 to 2885 code for a protein of 475 amino acids.
CAAAGAAGACCGAAAAUUGUUAAUUUAUUGAGCAACAAAUUCCUUUUUUGUAUGUCACAGUUAUUACUUCAUAGCGUCAUAGCAUUGGAAAAGAAACCCACAUAAAACAGGCAAAUAUUUGGUAGAUGUCGUCGGAAAAGAAACCCACAUAAAACAGGCAAAUAUUUGGUCGAUGUCGUCGGAAAAGAAACCCCGGACAUAAAACAGGCAAAUAUUUGGGUGAUGUCGUCGGAAAAGAAACCCACAUAAAACAGGCAAAUAUUUGGUCGAUGUCGUCGGAAAAGAGACCCACAUAAAACAGGCAAAUAUUUGGUCGAUGUUGUCGGAAAAGAGACCCACAUAAAACAGGCAAAUAUUUGGUCGAUGUCGUCGGAAAAGAGACCCACAUAAAACAGGCAAAUAUUUGGUCGAUGUCGUCGUAAAAGAAACCCACAUAAAACAGGCAAAUAUUUGGUCGAUGUCGUCGGAAAAGAAACCCACAAAAAAAUGGGAAAUAUUUGGUGGAUGUCGUUGGAAAAGAAACCCACAAAAAAAUGGGAAAUAUUUGGUGGAUGUUGUCAGGGAUGUACAUAAUAAUCCUAAAUAACCUGUUAGAAUUGAAAUAAUAUAUCUCAAACAGUGAUUUGCUCCUAAAUAAAAUCAUUGUCAUUUAGAUAGAUGGUAUUAUUGAAUCACUAGGUCUGCGCCCUCGAGGUAUAAGUUCCAUCCCAUUUAAACUCCAGACAGUGAUUUUAUUCAACAACAAAUGUAUUAUUUGUAAAAUAUUGAUGAUUCUUGCCUUUAGGAUUUAUUAGCUUUUAGUUUCAUAGAAAAAAAUUAAGCUUUACACCCUCAGGACUCCAAAUGUAUCCCGCUGGUGAAAAAUGUCUGACGUGGUGAUAGUUUUAAGUGUUCACUUCAGGCAGAAGAACCAAUUAGAUGCAAAGAUGCAUCUCUGAUAGACAUAAUUAUGACUUUAAUUGAGUUUGUAUGUAUUUUCCUGUUUUUAUUUUGAUAAAAGUGGUAUAUAUCAAUCAUUCUUCCAUUUCCUGUUAAUUACUGCUUAUAAUUUACAGAGUUGAGGAAACUAGAUAAGGGAGAGUUCAAUUAUGCAGAUAAGACUGGUAAAUGGUCAAGAGAAUUGAUGUGGAGGCUGUGGAAUGAUGGAGGUAAUCAUAGAACUGUGUGGCAGUAUGAUCAAAGUUGUGGUGAGAAAUUGUUGCAUGAAAGCAUAUGUUUCUAAAGAAUAUUCCAGCUCCUGUAAGUCCUUGAAGAAGGAUGGUUCGAACAUACAGCCUGUAGGGGUAGGGGGUGGAAUUAUUGCAUGCUAGCUAAUCUUUAAUUGAAGAGACUGCCAGACAAUUUAAAAGAAAGUUUAAAGAAGAAGUUAAAGAAUUGGAUUUAAUUAAAGAUACCCAGGCUCAUUUUGUGUUGGCUGCUUUUAUCAUUUUGAGGAUUUCCCAUGUAAUGUGGUCUAUAUGACGGCUCUUACGAUGAACCCACCGGGAAUGGGGAACGAUCCCUUGAUGGGAGAUAUGGGACCCAAAAAUCCACAUCAUCAAGGUCUCGGUAUGGAUCAACUGUCGUUUAAUAUGGAUUCUAUGAUGUUUCAACAACCUCAAUCCCAGUAUAUGCCAUAUAAUAUGUAUCCCCAGCAGCCACAGCAGCAACAUCAUGGAGUUAUGUAUGAGGGACAGGGGAUGUAUAGUGAAAUGCAGAGCCCAACAACGAUGUCGGAGCAGAGCAUGUCCCCCUCGCCACCACCUCCACCUCGCAUGUAUAAACCAUGUGUUGUGUGUGUAGACAAGUCGUCCGGGUACCAUUAUGGUGUUAGCUCUUGCGAGGGUUGUAAGGGCUUUUUUCGGAGGAGUGUUCAGAAGAAUAUGCAGUAUACAUGUCACAAGGACAAAUGUUGUGUAAUUAACAAAGUGACACGUAAUCGGUGCCAGUACUGUCGUCUACAGAAAUGUUUCCAGAUGGGAAUGUCAAAAGAGGCUGUACGGAAUGAUCGUAACAAAAAGAAGAAAAUGCAGAAGCCGGAAGAUCAGUCGCCGUCCCCUGAGGAGCAGACGCCAACAGAUGAAGAGAUGUCAUUACUUCAGGAUAUCCUAGAAGCACAUAAAGCUACAUACUCUAAGGAUGAUAUUGUGCCUCUGUCGCCAUUAAAUAUGAAUAGUAUAAAACUUGUGGGAUUGUCAGAAAAUUUGUCAGAGAAAAGGGAUAAAAGCUCUCGGAGUGAACCAAAUUUCUCGGAAGCUGAGAUGAAGGAGCAGAAAAAGGAAUUAACUGCUGAAAAUAUUAUGUUGUGGGAAAAAAUUACAGAACUUUCUUCUCGUGGAAUUAUAAAAAUAGUUGACUUUGCAAAGAAAAUUCCUGGAUUCUGUUCAUUUAGCACAACAGAUCAGAUUACUCUAUUAAAGGCAGCUUGUUUAGAAAUAAUGAUAUUACGACUUAGUUCUAGAUACGAUAUUGAAUCAGACACUAUGGUGUUCAGUGGAGGUUUAAAUGUUACCCGACAGCAGCUCGAGUCAGCUGGAUUUGGCUCAUUGACUGAUACUAUAUUUAGAUUUGCUCGUUCACUCAGGGAAAUGGAUGUAGAUGAGAUGGAAUUAGCAACUUUGUGUUCUAUAUGUUUAAUUAGUGGAGACCGCUCAGGGCUUGAAACUCCGGAGAAAGUGGAGUCAGUACAGGAACCAGUAUUAGAAGCAUUAAAACACUACAUUAAAUCACGCCGGAAAGACCAGCCUCAGGUCUACGCGAAAAUGUUGAUGAAAAUAACUGAUCUCAGGAGCAUUAGUGUCAAAGGUGCGGAGCGUGUAUUACAUUUACGUCUUGAAAUGCCUGGUGAAUUACCUCCCCUUAUUAUUGAGAUGUUGGACAGAACAGAAAAUGUGUGUAUACCGUGAAAAUGUUUAAGCUAGUAGAUGUUUAGCGAUAAAAAAUCCAAGCACAGAAAGGACAGAGUGAUUUAUUUCAACAGAACAUCUAAAAAUUAGAAGAUGCCAUAUAUUCUGAGAAUGAUUUACAAAAUGUUCUCCCAACAACUGUUUAGGUAUGGAAUCAAGUUUACUGUGUAAUUUUCUGUGUAUCACAUAAGAUCAGAUGGAAAUUUACCAGCAAAUGGAGUUCUCAAAAAAUAAAUUCUAGUAAUUUUCCAUUCAGUUUAAUGGAAAUUUACCAGGUGGAGGAUAUUUCAGUUCAAGUUGCAAUGGUGGAAAUGUUCCAUUAAAACCUUUGUGUAAUUAACCCAGUGAGUUAAAUGUUCAAACUGCCUGUAUAAGUAAAAUACUCAACAUCAGAAAUUCAGAAGUUCACCAGACUUACCUGAAGUUGAUUUCAAUCACAGGAAUGACAAAUUUGAUAGGUGAAGGUCAUUCUGUAUAUAAACUGUUAUUUCUCACAGUAUACUGAAUUAUACUGGUUAGUAAUUGUGGAUUCAGUAAAACUUCAUUGAAUUAAUAGGGGAGAAACAGCCAUGAAUAGAGAUUUAUUAAAAAAGUUCUGAAAUGGAUUAUAAAGGGCAGCCUUUCUAGUGGGAACACAGAAAUAUGUUUCUUGUAAGGAGGUUGUUGCUCUAAAGAGGUUAAUUACCUGAUAAUGCUCAGUGAAGGAAACAAAUAUGUGUCAUUGUUGAGAAGUGUUCAUACUACAGAAGUGUCAGUUAAGAGAGGUUCUAGUUAGUUUUAUAAGUUGAAGAAAUGAACAGCAGUGAAAGGGAUCUUAAUAGUAAAGAUCUCAGUGCUGGAAUGUUAGUGUUAAAAUUUCAGAAUGACAUGUUACUAUGAGAACCCCUGUAUGAAUGGAGCCAUAAAAAUGGCUGUGUUAGGAUAUAAUGACAACAUGAGAGUAAAGGGAAACAAGGUUUUGUUUCAUAUUUUGAUUCUCAUAUGCUCGGUGAUGUUGUAUUGGGUUAAGCAAGUGUAGAUUUUGGAAUAUCGAUAGUACUUAAACAUUCUCUGUUCCAGUUUUUCCUAUUUAUUGUUAAAAUUGAAGAAAGAAUACAUGAAAAUAAAAUUGACAGUGCAGGCAACUUAAUGUAGGGUUUGAAAAAUCUGCAGGUGUACAGUUGUUCAUGUUAUUUCUACAUUGUGUGAUGAAUGAUUUACAAAUACUUUGUUACUGAAGUUAUUAUUAUUAUUAUUAUGGGUUAUUAAUGAACUUUACUCCAAAAGUUUGAAUUGUUUGAUAAAAAAAAUCUUAAAUGUUCUACUCAGGAAAAAAGUUGCCAUUUGUUUUGCUCACACAAGUACAAAAAAAAUAAUCAGGGACUGCAUAUAUUCAUUGAAGGUUAGAAAGUAUGAAAUAUUAUCAUUGUAUUAUGUUACCUGCCAAUGAUAAUUUCCACUGGUUUGUUAAUGGAAUUUUCCCUGAUAAGAGACUGAUAUUAGAUUAGAAUUAUAGUGAAAAAUGUCAAUAGAAAUUUCGGGAUGAAAGUACCCAUAUAGUAGUUUUUGCCUGGUAAUGAAAAAUUUCCAUAGAUUGAGAAUAUUGCAGUAUUUGCCUGCCAAUGAAAAUUUCCAUGGAAUAUUCUGUUAAAUGUUAUGGACUUAAGAUAUUGUAUUAUUUGCCUGCCAGUAGAAAUUUCCAUAUAUUGGAAAUAUUGUAUUACUUGCCGGCCAGUGAAAAUUUCCAUGAAAUAUUGUAGUAUUUACCAUGUUUACCUGCCAGUGGAAAUUUCCAUUGAUUGGAAAUAGUGUAGUAUUUGCCUGGCAGGGGAAAUUUCAAUUGACUUGAAAUAUUGUAUUUACAAGGUAAAGUAAAUUUCAACUAGCUUCUAUUUUUAACAAAAGAAGUCAAGACAUGUAUACUUUGAGCAAAAUUUCUGAUUGGUCAUGUCACAUUUGCCAAUAUAUUUUUUCAGGUUUCCAAGGUAUCAGGGAAUAUUCAUUGUACUUCUUAAUAAACACAAAGUAAUAACAGCUCUGUGAAAGUUCAAUGCAUUAUAUUGAAUAUUUAUAGAUAUAUGCUUAAGAAGUGGGCCGACCACAAAAUAGAACUACCAUUACAUAAAAUAUUAAACUUACUUGAUUCAUGUACUUCUGCCGUUACGAAAUAGAAAUUGACCAGUUAUAAAUUUGGUAAAGUGUAUAUAAUAUUGUGUUUCCACUAACUUGUUUAUGGAAUUUUUUCCAUGAAAACUUGAAAAGAAUUUGUUUCCUUUAAGGAUGGUUUGUUAUAUACAGUAUAUAUGCUAUAUAAUAUUGUGUAAGCAGUGACAAACAAUGGCAUGUAUGGUUUGUAUAGUUUUAUUCUUACAAACUUUGAACACAAAUUUCUAUGUAAUUUACUUGAAGUACAGAGAUUAUGUAUUACCGGUGUCAUUGAAUACAAAGUUGUGCUUACAGUAUCUCGACUGUAGAAUUGAUUCACAUGACAAAUUUAUUCUUCUAGAAAAAAAAUUCCUAGAAUAUAGUCCGCUGAUCUGUAUCAUAAUGAGUUGAGCCUUUUGGUGAAAAUGAUGUUUUGUUGUGAACAGCUGAAAACAAAAUACGUCUUCAAAAUGAUUCUUUAGUUGAAAUAUAGCUAUGUUCGUAGGGAGAGCGCAGAUCUACGGAUCGAAAGGUCGUUAGUUCGAUCCUCGGGUGAGGCUUAUGUUCUCUGUGACAAUUUGAUAAAAGACAUUGUGUCUGAAAUCAUUUGUCCUCCACCUCUUGAUUCAUGUGGGGAAGUUUGCAGUGACUUGCAGAGAAUGGGUUUGUACUGGUACAGAAUCUAGGAACACUGGUUAGGUUAACUGCCCACCGUUACAUAAUUGAAAUACUUGAAAAUGGCAUUAAACCCAAAACAGACUCAUUUUUUUGUUAACAUAAUUAAAGGAUUGUUUUUGUAUUUUCGAGCCAAACUUGCCAGCUGAAAAAGUUAAAAAAGAAAGUUUUAAGGUUAUUGUAUUGGUUUUUAUAGAAUUUCAGUAAAACAUGACAAGAAGAAGGCUAUGUUUUGACAUGCCAAUCUAAGUUAGAAUAACUUCCUUGUUAUAUGUUAGGACAAUAUGUUGCCUUGUGUUAUCUGCUGUAAAUUAGUACCUAAUUUAGCUGAAAUUGCCAUUGCACCUUAUUGAUGUUGAUUACGGGUAUUUUAGCGUGUAGUUUACACAUAUUUUUGAUGCGUCAACUUCAUGCGUUUUGUACUAAUUAGAAUCUGAAAUGCUGAUAGUUAGAAAGGUUGCGUGAUAUGGAAAUGUAGUUCUGUGUGAAAAAAAAAAUGCAUAAUUGACAUAUUACAACUUUUGUGCAUAAAAUUUGUGAUUCAUCAGAGCUGAAAUAUGUCAAAACAUAUGGAAUGUGGAUGAGAUGGCAUGAACAUAGUAACAUUUUGUAAAUUCGCACAUUAUUUUCAGGAAAAACGUACUUGCUUAUGUGGACCCUUUUAACUCGGGGAUACAUUUUUCUUGGCAAAUGUUUUUGUGUUUUCUUAUGAAGUUGAACGGAGUAGAAAAUACUGUGUGUAUCAACAGUCAAGUCGAGGGAUUUUUACAUAGUGCAGAAAACAUUUUACAUUUUUGUUUAUUUGGUCAUUUUAAGAUGCAAGGUUGACUUGGUGGCUAAAUAUUAGCCGUGCCAUGAGAAAACCAACAUAGUGGGUGUGCGACCAGCAUGGAUCCAGACCAGCUUGCGCAUCCGCGCAGUCUGGUCAGGAUCCAUGCUGUUCGCUAACAGUUUCUUCAAUUCCAAUAGGCUUUAAAAGCGAACAGCAUGGAGCCUGACCAGACUGCGCGGAUGCGCAGGCUGGUCUGGAUCCAUGCUGGUCGCAAACCCACUAUGUUGAUUUUCUCAUGGCACGGCUCAAUUAUUAUUUUUUGAUAAUUUUCUGUAUGUUGAUAGAAACCAGAGAGAAUUUAGACAUGGUUAAACCUGUUGGACUGAAAAAAAUGUUCCUUUGCUGCGAUCAAGUCAAUGUAUUAUGUAGCCGAUAUGCAGUAAUAAAAGUUAUUAAAAUGGUAGCUCAAUGUAGGUUGCUGUAUUGGGUUCAGAGGAUUUACCAUAUGAAUCACUCGAGGCACACAAAGGCUUAGUAUGAUCCAGCCUGGUAGAGCUGAGUAUGUCUAAGAUCAAUCUGCUGUUAUAUAUUCACUCUAUCAUAAGUCGGGGAUUUAAAAAUUUCAGUACAUUUUAAGUUAUAAAAAGUAGACUUGUAACUGAAAAUUUACUGUAUGUUUUGUUAUGUUUGUGUGUACAACAAUCUACCUCAGAUUUUUUUUAUUUUAAGGUAGCAUAUAAUCUUUUAUGAAAUUUUAUACACUAAAUAUUCAAAGGUUUGUAUAUGUUUUAUUAUAUUUACACUGUUUACAGCUAUUGGUGACCACAAAGUAACGAACACUUUUGCUGCAUUUUAAACAAAAUUUCCUGAACAUGGUCUUCUAGUUAUGUGUGUGCUCCUGUAUGUGCAUUGACAGAUGGGUGCAACCCCUUUACCAUACAAAAGUUUCCAUGAAAUUGUAAUAAAUAAUUUUUUUCAAGCAUCAUUCCAAAAAUGUAUAGAGAAUAUUUGUUUGACUCCGUGUAUAGCAACGAGCAAAAAUGUAAAAUAUGGUGUUCAUGAGUGAAAGAUAUUUGGAGUUACAUGUAAAGCAAACAUAUUUUCUUUUAUUUUUCAUUUUGACUAAAUUUACCCAUUUUAUAGUUUCUUACCACUGAAAAAUGUAUUUGAUAUUUUUCACUGUGGAAAUACUAGAUAUAUUUCACUCUUAAUAAUUUAGAUAAUUCAUGGAAAAAUAUGUUACAAACAAGAGCUGUCACUAAUGGUGACAAAUGCCCCCCGCAGCACCUUGACCUUUGACCUGAUGACCUUGGCCUUUGACCUGGUGACCCCAAAGUCAGUAUGGGUGGUGUAUUCAAUAAGUACUAUCAGCAUGUGAAGUUUGAAGGUCCUGGGUGCAGUGGUUCGCGAGUAAAGUGCCUUAAUGCAAAAAAUUAACGUUGUGACGAACGAACGGACGGACAGUUGAAAACUAAAAUGCCUCCCUUCGGGGGCAUAAUAAAAAGUAUACAUACUUCAAAAUACAUUAAAAACCAUUCUAACCUUUGAAGAAUUUAGUGAAUUAUAUUUCCUUAAGUGUUAUAUGCUACCUUAAAGUAUUUUUUUUAGAUAAUAUUUCAUAUACAUUCACUGUGCAUGUUCAUACAUUAAAUACACACCUGCUGUUCUUACAGUUUUUACUUUUAAAGUUAAAUUAUUUAUGCCUAAAUUUUUACAUGACACAAGGAGACAGUAAAAAUUUGUUUUAUGAAAUUGAAGUAGAAAAUCUAGUACUUGCAAUGCAUAUUAAAAGAACAUUUCGAAUUUUACUCUCAAAUUACUGUUAAACACUUUGUGGAAAAGAAAGUUUUUGUGAAUAGUUUGCAUAGUAUUACUGAUUCGGAAAGUUUAUGUGCAAGACUGGUUUGUUUUUGUGAAAGUAAUGCAAAAUGCUUACAGAUCUGAAGCAACAAAAAAAAAAAAAUUCAGAUGUUUUAUAUUCUUUAGUUUGCUGAACACGAUUUGUAUUUUUUUUUUCUAAACAUUUUACAGAUUGGAGAAAAUUUCAAUCAAAUUUUAGUAGGUAUGUAUUCAAUGUAGUUUUUUUUCUGCUCAAAAAUAUUUUAAGUUAUUGCCCUUGUUAAAAGUUUUAAGUCUCUUUCUAUAGAAUCUUUUGUGGGACUUUUUUAAAACUAUUUUCUUGUGAAGGUGUUGGAUCUUUACUAUGUUUUUUUUUUUUGAAAAUGUCCAAUUCCAUUGUUAUGUAUGUUUAUGACUGUAAUUUAACAAUAUGUAAGGAGCUUAGAAACAAAUUCUGCAGAAUGGAAUGAAAUCGCAUAUGAAUCUUUAAAGCAAAUUGCUCACAUUUUAGGGUUAGGGUCGUGGGUAAAACAUUUUCUAAACUGAUACAACUUGUAUUUUAUAAGAAUGACUUUUGGUCAUAUUUUUCACAUAUUUGGUUUUGAUGUAGUUGAGGAUUUCCUUGUGGUUUCAUAUGCUUGUAUGCUACUACGGCAUUCUUUGGCUACUGAUAAGAUGGUAUGAGUACAUAGCGUUCUGUACAAAUCACGAAAUUUUGAAUCCAUAAACAGCCAACACUUUGAAGAAUUUAAAAUGCCCAUUAUCAUUGUGUGUUCAAUACCUUAACCCCUACCAUGCCGGACACGACUGAUUCUGCCUUUGCGGCCAGUGUAGAUCAUGAUCAGCCUGCAUAUCCAUGCAGUCUGAUCAUGAUCUGCACUGUUCGCCAUUCAGUCAGUAUGUUUUUGGUAAGCACCCCUUUUAACAGUUAAUGGUACUGUCCAAAUUGAAAGAUGGACAAGUUCAUUAUAGAAAUUCAGCAGUGUAAGGGCUAAGGAAGAUUCUCUUGUACAGUAAAUGAUGAAUAUACAUUUCAGAUUAUUUCACUGCUUAUAACAUAGUUAUAUGGAAACAGUCUUCUUUUUUUAUUGACUGUGUAUUUUGCUUUGUAUUUCAUCAAUCAAAUGGCAACUACACAGAUAAUCAUUUCUUUAUAUUUCUAAAAUAUUUUUACAAGACUGUCAAAAAAACGUGUACAUUCUCCUAAUAUGGUUAUAAUUCUUGUAUAUAUCAUUCUUGAUUUUUACAUUUGCUUUUCAGAUUUUUCUUUUAUCGGUGAUAAUUUUAUUUAGCUACAAAAGUUCCUGUCUAUUCUCUAUGCCUAUUUAAGCCAAAGUAACAAGUGAUAGGUCUCAGAACCAGCCAAAAUUUCUGAACUUUGAAAUUUUUAGUUGAAUUUAGAUGUACUUGUGCAUGCAAGAUUAAGUUCAAAACCAUUUGGUACGCAGCCUCUCUAGAGUAUGGUGGCUGAUUUCUGCCAUUUUGUUCUGGCGUGUUGGCGCGUUUGAAGAGUGGCAACAUUUUGAAGAGUGGCAACAUGCCAGUACAACGAACGAACAUGCCAAUACAACAUAUACCUUAUUUGUCAUGUUGGCAUGCUAAUUUGUCAUAUUGGCCCUCUUCUAAAUGGACAACAUGCUAGAAUGAUAUGGCAAAAAUAAGCAACCAUACCAAAGUGAAUAUGCAGAUACAAAUGUGUUUGUUGUAGUGAUGUACUUUACUGAAAGUUCAGAAUAUGUAUUGUAAUCAUUCUUAACUUUUCCCAGGUAUAUAAAAUGUGAUCGCUUGCAGAUAAGAUUAUAUGAAUAUAAAAGGCUGAGAAAAUAGGCAUGAAUUUUUAUAGCAAUUUGUUUUGUAAAUUAGGGUAUACUUUUCACCAUUUUAAAGUGUUGUUGUGUAUAAGAAUCACUAUUAUGUUUAUGACUUAUAUGAUAAAAAUAAAAUACAAUACAACAAA